Penicillium griseofulvum is the source of this 1608-nucleotide messenger RNA. RefSeq lists its product as uncharacterized. The transcript has 5 exons. The coding region runs from base 1 to 1608 and encodes 535 amino acids. Gene Ontology annotation, biological process: positive regulation of transcription by RNA polymerase II. The record is from RefSeq and is a predicted model, not a curated record. NCBI's taxonomy places the organism in Eukaryota, Fungi, Ascomycota, Eurotiomycetes, Eurotiales, Aspergillaceae. Gene Ontology annotation, cellular component: nucleus. Gene Ontology annotation, molecular function: transcription cis-regulatory region binding; DNA-binding transcription factor activity.
AUGCCAGUCUUCCGACAUGGCACCACGGCAAAUUUAAAUGCAAACUUUAGGGAAGAUCAAACAUGGGUGAAUAGUAGGCCUAAAAACUGGAGACCCUCGACGCGGUCAGCUCGGUUGUCUCAAUCUCGAUCUAGCCCAACCGUGUCAAACGAAGAUCCUAACGAGAGCGCACUCACAUUGGACAGCCCAUUGAAUGGACAAAGCCAAGCCGAACACUACUCGAAUACGCUGAUUUUUGGUUCUGCGGAGCCAAAUGAAAAUUCUCAGAAUGAAUCCUCGCAUGCGGCCAAUGUCUCAAAUUCUUCGGUAUCAUCAGGUAUUGAAAAUGGAUUUGAAAGGGAACAAUUCUAUGUGAGAAGUGGUGGUGAUUUUCGAAAUGCUAAGCUGGAUAGUCUUACAACCACGUCGAGUUCUGUCAACUCUUCUUAUUCUGUCAAUCGGGGUUCGGAACAGGGCUCUAGCAAUGUUCAAGAAGCUUGCUUAAUGCGGUAUUUUAUCGAAGAGCUAUCUCCAUGGUUUGAUCAUUGUGAUGAGCGACGUCACUUUCAACUAGUGGUUCCUCGUCGAGCUAAGUACUGUGCCGCUCUACGGAAUGCGGUAUUUGCGGUAUCAUCCCGACAUCUUUGUCGUUUGCCACAAUACACAACAUUACAAGGAAGUGUUUACCACGGGCAGGCUUUGCCUGGCUUAACAAAGUCGACCUCGCUUGAGUACAUGUUGAAAUGCGUUCCGGAAUUGAUCCAGUUCCCGGAAAUCCAGGAUCCAAUACACCAGGAGAACAUCAUGGCGGCCACUGUGAUUCUACGACAAUAUGAGGAGAUGGAAGAGGAGAUGGAAGAGAUGGAGGAAGGGGAGAUUGGAAACCACGCCAAUGAGCGAGUCAACUUCCUGGCCAUCACGCAAACAAUCAUUGACACCAUGAUUUCAACCCCGCUUGAUCAUUCCCUCGCUACCGCGGCCUACUGGAUUGCCAUCCGACAGGAGGUAUAUUAUGCUUUGACAAGGCAACGGGCUCCGCAGUUCCGUUUUGACUCGGGGCGCUGUCAAAAUGCUUCCGUUGCCAAUACAAUGAUCAUAUUCGCUAGUGAAGUUGCCAAGUGGCGCUGGGGGUUGAAAGAGACUCAUGUAUGGGAGCAACUCAAGGCAAAGCAGCAGCGGCUUCAUUAUGACUAUCUGCAUGAAUUAGCACCAAUUCUGGAGCAAGAUGCCGAUCGAGCCAGAGGGGACAUUUUUCCUACUAUAUGGUACUCUUUUGAUGCCCAGGUGACGGCGAUCCAACAUUUGAAAUUGGCUGAAAUGAUUUUAAUUGCCGAAAGCCCCUAUCUCGAAAAUGCAAGGGGUGCAUUACAUCGUAAAACGGAGGCACAAGUUCGGACUAUCGUCCUAAGUCUUUGUGGCAUCGCAUUAAACCAUCCCCAAUGUCAGCCUGCACUAGUUAAUGCUGUCAUAGCAAUUACCCUUUACGGCGAAUAUUUCGUCCAGCAAGAGGAGCGAGAUGCUCUACUUGAUAUCAUCAACCAGACUAUGAAAUUACAUGCCUGGCCUUUGAGAAAAGCCUACCAGUCUCUACAACGGCAAUGGGAUAUGAUAGAUAAUGUUCAACUUUGA